Molecule: messenger RNA, 12264 nt
Organism: Loxodonta africana (African savanna elephant)
Lineage: Eukaryota; Metazoa; Chordata; Mammalia; Proboscidea; Elephantidae
Gene: PITPNC1
Product: phosphatidylinositol transfer protein cytoplasmic 1
Exons: 10
Coding region: 6601-7941 (446 amino acids)
Biological process (GO): phospholipid transport
Cellular component (GO): cytoplasm
Molecular function (GO): phosphatidylinositol transfer activity; phosphatidylinositol binding
Source: RefSeq, a predicted model, not a curated record
GGGACCAUGACCUCUUGGGUCCUUCUGGUCUCAGUCAGACCCUUAAGUCUGGUCUUUUUAUGAGAAUUUGACGUCUGCAUCCCACAGCUCUCCAGCUCCCUCAGGGGUUCUCUGAAUUGUGUUCCCUGUCAGAGCAGUCAUGGGUUGUAGCUGGGCACCAUCUAGUUCUUCUGGUCUCAGGCUGAUCACAUGCUGUUUUUAAUUCUUCUUGUAGUUACCUUUAGGUUUUCCCAAAGCAUUCUCUAACUUUGCUUUUUCUGAUUAUCAGGGUCAAGAUAAUCAGAACAUGGAGUAAUAUUUUUAUCUCCCUUCCACUCUCCUAUUAUUUCUUUUGUAACUCUGUGCCUCUACCUACCAUAAUAUGUGGAACUCAGAGUGUUAUUAAUGCUUUUGUUUGUAUUGUAUAUGCCACUUUUUAAGCUUUAUUUUCAGUCAAUAUUUACAAUAAUUAUUUAAACAACGUCGCCACGAGUUCUAAUCAACUCAGCAGCAACAACAUUUUGUAUAUUGCUAUGGACAUUACUAGGUCUUUCGUACCUUAAUUUAUCCUAUAUCAAGCUUUUAAUUUUGAUAUACUUCUUAGACAUCUAGAAUAAAUCCUCACAUAGUUGUUUUUGAGGACACCUGUAGGGAAUGUUUUCUGGGCCCUCGCAUGUGUUGUACUAUCAUACAAAUAACAACUUGCCCAGAUGUAAAAUUUGGGGGUAACUCUCUUUUCCUUUCAAAAUCCUUUUGAUGGUGUUUCUUGGUAUUCUGGCCAGCAAUGCUAGCUUCUACCUCUUUCUUAAAGUGCAUUGGAGCUUGCUGUCAUGCCUAUUUGGCUGUGGUCCUUUGCCUAGUUGUUGACCCUCUGUUGUUACCUCCCCUUUGAAGCCCCUCUUCUGCCCUCACGGGCAGUGGGCAAAUUUCAGUUCAGUUGUGUUCCUUUCCCGUUUUCUUUCCCUCCUCCCUCAAAUCAUCAAGCUUGUGAGAUAGUCCGUGCCAGGUAGACAUUAAUUAAUGAUAUUGAAUGUUCGCUUUGUUAUGGGCAAGCACAUUAAUCAUAUUUAACUGGCUUUUACUAAAUGAAAAAAAUUUCAGUAUAUUUUAAUGUGAAGAGAAAGUGCUUGAGGAAAAGGGGAAGUAAGAAAAGGUCAAGUAGUAUUUUACACAAAUUUUCAGAUUAGAUGGUACUAAAGAUCUGUUAUAGUUUUCUGAAUAUACAAGAGCUCAGCUGCUAACCAAAAUAUCGGCAGUUCGAAUCCACCAAGCUGCUCCUUGGAAAUCCUAUGAAGCCGUUCCAUUUUGUCCUAUAGGGUCGCUAUAGGAAUCGGAAUCGACUUAACAGCAAUAGUUUUUGCUAUAGGUUUAAGACAUUGGUUUUUGUUCAGGGGAGGAGGUCUUUUUCUCCCCAAAUCACUGCUCUAAUCAUGAAUUUCAGUUUUUGGAAGAUGUGGACCUACCUGAUGGGCUGGAGAAAGCAGCAGUUUCUUCUGAUUUAACUGACUUUUAGAACAAAAUUUUACUAAUACAUCAAAGGUGUAUUACCAUACAGGCUGAAAACGAUUUUUUUUUUUUCAUUUAAAUAUGCUAUUUGCUAGUUGGAUAAUAAAAGCAAACUUAGAAUAGGACUUGGCUAUUGCUGUUUUCUUCGGAUAAUAAAAAUUCAAUUCAACAGACUUCUGCAUACUUACUGUAUACAAUGAUAUAAUGGAAGUAAACAAAGAUUUUUUAAAAAUUCUCAUCCAGUAUUUGGGAAAAAUACACAUACAAAAACAAACCUCUCGUGAACAUUACAAACAUGGGCAUCACACUACCUUCUUCCUGGGGUUCACGUCUAAGUGACAGACAGCAUCAAAAAAAAUCAACAUAACCUCUUAAAGGCGUCACAAAGUAGCCCCACCAUCUAAGUGCAAUAUUUCAGCGUUCAGUUAUGUAUUUUCAGUUGUUUAAUUCCCUCUGAAUACGGAUUCCAAGCCUGCUGCCUCAGCCGAGUUGGGGGGAAGGGAUCUUUUUAUUAGGAGAGAGAGCUAUGUUCUCAAGAAAGGGCAGUUACGGAAUUAGAUAGUGGUGAUGGUGUUACAACCUUGUGGCUAUACUAAAAAUCCCUGGAUUGUAGAUAUUAAUGGGUAAAUUUUAUGAUAUGUGAAUUAUAUCUCAAUAAAAAAAUUUUUUUUUAAGAAACAAGAAAAAAAGAAUGAGAGGGCAGUGGCAGCCUUGGGACCCAACUGCUAUUGUCUGCUGUCGUCCACCACCUCUUCCCCUUUCCUUACCUGCCAACCCUCUGAACGCCUGUCCUUUGAAGUCCCACCCCAAGAUUUGUCCCCAACUAUGACUGGCUCAGAGAGCAGGUGGGCUUCUCUCUGCCCAUGAACAUCCCAGCUCACACUACUCAGCAUUCCUCAGGGGCCUUCAGCAAGAGGUGAAAGAGGGAGAGGGGAAGGUUCCAUGACAAAAUAAGUAUUGGCAGUGCUAUAUACCUACCCUAUUUUAGGAGACUCACAAUACACGUUGAUAUAUUAAAAACUCCAGGAAAGGUGGCAAUUAAAGAAAAAUAACAAAAUCAGUUCAACUUGGUUUGACUCUGGAACCCCCUGAUCGAAAGAAAAAACGCUUUAAAAUGUAACCUAUUCACAUCCAUUAGAUGUCGGAGAAACACACUGUGGGAAACAUUCUCACAUAUUUGGGAGCAGGGAGAAGGAAUCAAGUUCCGCACACCCUGCUGGAACUCAGGACACUCUUCCUUAUAGAAACGUUAGAAACGGUGGUUGGGUUUUUAUUUAGGGGAGUUACGGGUCAGUUAGACUUCCCUGGGCAGACCUAAUGAUGUUGUAUCUGUGGGAAAAUGUAUUCAGAGCUUUGAAACACUGUAGCUUGACAGGAACUUCUACAGCAAUCCACUCAUAUUGGAGACUGAGAAUAGGUCAACACACCUAAAACAUCAUCUGCUUGCUUUAUGCAGAUAUUUGCAAAUUAUUAUGAAAAGUCACCACGUUCCGCCCUUUUAGGGUAAUUUUUAGGCUUCCGGUCCUUAUCGCCAAUCUAGAUGUGUUGAAAUUUGGGACUGAACACAGGGUAUCGGGUGAAUGAACUGGAAUUGAAAUGGGUGGCCUUGGACAUUGCAUUUGCCCCUCUUUCCUCCAGCCCCAGUGGGCACACACAUGCUGGCCCAGACCAGCCCCCGGGUCCCAGACUAAUCUGAAUCUGUGGCAGAAACUGCUUAAAAGGCUCAGCCCAUGUGGUAGGUUUAAUGUCUUUCACCUCUGUCUGCAGAUCCCAGAAUCAAAGUCCUGUGCAGGCUUUGUUGGCUGCCCUGAGGCCCACUUUGUGGACACCUAUAUUCUGCCUUGUCACUGACCCCUAGAUUCUGAGAUGUCCAGAGCUGGCACUCACAGUUCUAUCCUCUAAGCCCCCAACCCUCCAGGCUACAGCUUCUGUUUUAGACUUGUGAGCUUUUGUCUUGGUUGCCUUUCUGAGUUCCUGUUUCUGAGCCUGCCCAGUGCUCCAAUCCUUGCACAGUUUAGAAGUGUGCUGUUGUGCAGUGCACCACCUGUGCAGCUGCCCUUGUCAGUUAAGACUCCCAGGCCCUUCUUUAUUCUGUUAGCUUCCUCCCAAGGAAUUGGAAUCCUGCCCUGGAAUUUCAGCAUAGGGUCACCUCUGGCUGGUUGGCUUUUCCAUGCCAACUUGUUAUUUUUUUCUAUUUGAAAAGUACACGCUCCUGAUGUAAACUUCAGACCUUAUAGAAGUACAUUUCCCACAAUCCUCUCUUAGGUAAUUGCUGUUAAUGAUUGUACAUUUUUUAGUUGUAUUUUUUUUCUAUUCAUACGCUAGUACGUGUGUAUGUAUUUUAACAAAAUUCAUCCCAUACCUACUGUUUCAAAGCUUACUCUUUUUCACUUAACAAUGCAUCUGGGAUACCUUUGUAUUUUGGCCAGCAGAGAUCUAUUUCAUGAUUUAAUGGCUACAUUGUAUUUCAUUAUUUGAAUGUACUAUGAUUUAUCUAACCGAUUCCACUGACGGACAAUUGGAGUUUUUCCAAGUUUUUGCUAUUGUAUAUGAUAUAGCCAUGAAUAGUUUUAAGCAUAUAAAUAUUUGCACAAUUCCGAAAGUGUUUCUCUAGGAUAGAUUCCUAGGUGGAGUAGGUAGGUCAAAUGGGAUAAACAUUUUAAAAUUUAAUGGACAUUGUCAAACCAUCUUCCAAAGGAGUUUAACCGUUUUGCCCUCCUACCAAAAGUGAGGGGUCAGUUUCCCUCCACCACACCAACACUGUCUAGCCUUUUUAACCUUUACUAAUCUGACAGAUGAAGGAUGUCUUAGUUUGCAUUAAAAACUUUUUUUCUUGUUUACUUAUAGGCACUUCCAUUGCAAAAUGCUAGGAUGGUACUGGUUAUUUGAGGUUGAACGUUUUUUCAUGUUUGUUGGCUGGAGUGGGUUGAAUGGUGGCCCCCAAGACAUAUGCCCACAUCCUAAUCCCUGGAACCUGUGAAUGGGCCUUAUUUGGAACAAGGGUCUUUACAGAUGUAGUUAAGGAUCACGAGAUGAGCACGUCCUGGAUUAUCUGAGUGGACCCUAAAUUCAGUAAGUGUUCUUGUAAGAGUAGAGACACACACAGAGAAAAGGAGAAGACCGUGUGAAGACGGAGGCAGCCACAAACAGCCUGUAGCCACCAGAAGCUGGAAGAGGCAAGGAAGAAGUCUUCCCUAGAUCCUUCGGAGGGAACGCAGCCCUGCUGGCACCUUGACUUUAGACUUCUAACCUUCAGACCUGUGACAAAAUAAAUUUCUGUUGUUGUAAACCACCAGUUUGCAGAAUUUGUUAGAGCAGACACAGGAAACUAAUACAUUGGCUUUUUGUAUUUCUUCUUUAACUUCCUGCCCGGUCUCCUACUGGUUAUGCCCUUGAAUUCCGUAUUGCUGUGCUCUGCCUGCCAGGAUGGGAAAUCCAUUCCUUCCCUUUGACCCCUAUGCCUACUUCCGCUCCCUGACUCGAGGCUGAAGGGUGAUACUGCUACCAACUCAGGGCUGGUGAGCAGAAAGAGCCGGUCUGACUCCCAACUGUUCCGCAUACUGUGUGGCCUUUGACAAUACACUUCACCUCAGUUUCCUCACUAGAAAACUGAGGUGGUAAUUUUGCCUACCACACACACAGUUGUCUUCAGGAUUAAAUGGGAUAAUUUUAAUGUAAAGCACUUAAUUCUUGCCUCUUGCACUGUUAAUGUUCAGUAGAUGCUAACGGCAGGUAUUAUUACUAUCAUAAGUUACACUCUGUGUUUUCUAACCUGUGUCAAUAUUGAGGUGGUCAAGGGUGUGGGAGAAACCUUUGAAAAUGGAGCUGUGUUAAAACAUUUACAGAGUUCGUUUAUCUUCUCCACUCCCAUAACUGUCCUGGGGCUCAAACAUUAAUGAGGCAGCUUAGCUCUGAAUACUUUCCUGCAUUAUUCUGGUUAUUAUACACCUCUGUUCUAACUCUUUAUCAUAACUCAGUUACAUGCAAUCAGAAGUUAUAACCUGUAGGGCACAGGCUAAAUGCAGCUUGCAGAUUUAGCACGUUUAUACAGUGUUGUUGGUUUUGUUUUGUCUUUAAUGUGAGCCAACAUUUAGAAGUUGGGACAUUCCACAUAAAAACCUAGAUCUCAAGAUCCUCUUGAGAAAUAGGAAAUGUUGGCAACCAUCUGCUAGAACUAGGUAGCAGUUGCCUUCUCUAGCCCUGGUGUGGGUUCUCCAGGCUUUAGUGACCCCUCUUUUCUGUUCUCUUGCCACCUCCCCACUUCUGCUCCCUCCUUCCAUCCCCCUUGCAUGCAGCUAGUCAUUCAUCCUCACACUUGCCCUUGGUUUUCCUUAUGGUAGAGGAAUGUUUCUUGGUACCCGUGUCUGCCAAAAGUGGGAAAUGAAGACAAAAAAAUUAAAUUGUAGUUGGUAUGGGGUCCUGGUGGCACAGUGGUUAAGCAUUUAGCUGCUAACCAAAAGGUGGGCAGUUUGAAUCCACCAGCUGCUCCUUGGAAACCCAAUGGGUUUCUGUCCUACAGGGUCACUAUGAGUUGGAGGAUGGCAAUGGGUUUUGGGCUUUUAUGGUUUGUCUAUUUCUUUGCAUGAAUAAAGGCUAUUUGCAUGUGUUUAAUUACCAAGAAAAUGUACCUGUUCUUUUUAGCCACUGGCUUUGUUCAUUGACCUGACUUGACAAGCCCCUGGGGGCAAUGGAGAUAACUCAUUAUAGGAAUCAGUCCUAUCUGCCCCUAGGGAAUGCUCUAGGGCUCUCUCUACUCCUUUACCCCAGCAGUUCUCAACCUGGGAAGCUUUAAAAAAUACAGAUGCCCAGCCCUAACCCGAGAAACCGGUUGCGGUCGAGUUAAUUCUGACUCAUAGCAACCCUAUAGGACAGAGUAGAACUGCCCCACAGAGUUUCCAAGGAGUGCCUGGUGGAUUCAAACUGCCGACCACUUAGUUAGCAGCCAUAGCUGUUAACCACUACGUCACCAGGGUUUCCUCACUCCCCAGAAGCAAGAUUUAAUUUGCUUGGAGUGAGGCCUGGGUAUUGGGAUUUUUUCACCAAAGCUCCCCAGGUGAUUCUCUGUGUAGCCAGUACUGUCUCACUCUUCUCCCAAAGAGCAGGAGUACAUUUUGGAUGAGUCAAGAAGAAGAAUGUUUAUUUGGACUUGUGUCUAGGAGCAUUGUCUGUCUUCCUUGGCAGGUUUUCUCAACAAAACUGAGGGUUUUGUUGAGCUCCAGGAUUCUCCUGCUCUGGAGCUCCCUGCCCGGGAAGCCGAGUAGACAAAUGAGACCAGAUUCUGCCCAAGUCCUUAGGGAGGAGAAACAUGCUUCCAUACGUUUCCUUGGUGUUCUGUUCUUUGGACUCCCCAUUUUUCACUCUCUAAAAGUAGCAAGACAUAGAGGAUCAAGUUUCGGCUGUGGAUUUGGGGACAGAAAACCUUGCUGCCUGCCUAGUGACAUGGAUCACCAGCCUGAAGAAGUGUCCACUGAGAAAUGGGCUCCAAAGUCAAAUCAAUUAUUCACGUAUAAAAUCGGACAGCUGUACAUGAUCAGCAAGCACAGCCAUGAACAGAGUGACCGAGGAGAAGGGGUGGAGGUUGUCCAGAAUGAGCCCUUUGAGGACCCUCACCAUGGCAAUGGGCAGUUCACAGAGAAGCGGGUAUAUCUCAACAGCAAACUGCCUAGUUGGGCUAGAGCUGUUGUCCCCAAAAUAUUUUAUGUUACUGAGAAGGCUUGGAACUAUUACCCCUACACAAUUACAGAAUACACGUGUUCCUUUCUGCCGAAAUUCUCCAUUCAUAUAGAAACUAAGUACGAGGACAACAAAGGAAGCAACAACAGCAUUUUUGACAAUGAAGCCAAAGACCUAGAGAGAGAAGUUUGCUUUAUUGAUAUUGCCUGCGAUGAAAUUCCGGAACGCUACUAUAAGGAGUCUGAGGAUCCUAAACACUUCAAGUCAGAGAAGACAGGACGGGGACAAUUAAGGGAAGGCUGGAGGGACAGUCAUCAGCCCAUCAUGUGCUCCUACAAGCUGGUGACUGUAAAGUUUGAGGUCUGGGGGCUUCAGACCAGAGUGGAACAAUUUGUACACAAGGUGGUCCGAGACAUUCUGCUGAUUGGGCAUAGACAGGCUUUUGCGUGGGUUGAUGAGUGGUAUGACAUGACAAUGGAUGAAGUCCGAGAAUUUGAACGAGCCACUCAGGAAGCCACCAACAAGAAAAUUGGCGUUUUUCCACCUGCGAUUUCUAUCUCGAGCAUCCCCUUGCUGCCUUCUUCGGUCCGCAGUGCCCCUUCCAGUGCGCCGUCCACGCCUCUGUCCACAGACGCACCAGAAUUUCUGUCAGUCCCCAAAGAUCGGCCCCGGAAAAAGUCUGCCCCAGAAACUCUCACGCUUCCAGACCUUGAGAAAAAAGCCACCCUGAAUUUACCUGGCAUGCACUCUUCAAAUAAGCCAUGUCGGCCCAAGUCAGAGUAACUUCUAAUACUGGAUAUUUCAUGGGGUUUUAUAUUUUCAUUUUCAGUUGUUUUGUUUUAAGAAUCUUUUGACAUAGAGAAAGACUUCUUUGUCACUUAAACAUGUUACUUUGAUCUCUGGGUAUGCAUGUGGUUAAGUAAUUUCACAUAUAACAUGAAUGCCUAAGUAUGUCACACAGCAUCAUGGUAGAUGUAAGAUGUAAGACUUGCCAAGGACAGAUGGAAUCUUCCCUAGCAACAGCUGUAAGCCAGGGAGGAAGUCUCACUAUUGGGCAUUUGGACUUCAAGGUUAAACAAAUGAAAACUUUGCAUCACUUUGUGACAAAGGUGUGGUAAAAUAGUGGAAGUCAAUUUUUCCCAUCCAACCUAAAAUUCUCAAAAGUACUCUCAAGCAUAACAUACCUAAUUGUUAAAUUUUGAACUGCUGGCCACCAAUACUUGAAUACCAAUAGUUACUGAGAUUCCUAUUUUGCUUAGUCUAACUCAGGAUUUGGGGCCUAAUUAACUCUUUAAACUUUUGAAAAUUUUAAUUCUGAACUAUAGAGGCUCCAAGUGCAAUUAAUGGUAACUGAUUUAUACCUUUCACAGAAUUUAAUAAAAGUGCCACUUGUUUCUAUCUUUUAAUAACUGUCCCCUCUGUGCUCUCAUGGCCUCAGAAGCCUUUAAGAAUUGCAUGGAUGAAUGUGACCAUAACUGACUGCUUUUGGAAUGGCUUACUUUAGGAAUCAAGAGGUCCAGGUGAGGCAAACGUCUCUUUUCUCUACAGGUACCAACAAACCUUGACUUGUCAAUUUCCAUCAUCCAUUAAUAUUCUCAGAAUUUGUAAUCAGUUGAGUAGAAUUCAUUGGCUUUUUGCCCAUUCAGAGAAGUUCAAACAUAGAAUAAGCUCACUGGGCUUGAACACUGUCAGGAGGUCUGGCGUGCAAACCCUAAAAACAGAGAACUAUCUCCCAUCCACCUCCUUGUUUUAUUCUUAGUAACAUUCAGACUUCCCUGGAGCAGAUAGGCCAUCACUGGACCUUAGAAAAGACUGUUAUUCUCUUGCUUCUUACUUGAAAUCCAGAUAUUGGGAAUGUCACAGGAGUCAAGUAAAUGCUGUCAAACAGGAGGAGAGAAUGAGUGGAAUCGCUGACUCCUAUUUGCAGAGUAAAGAGUAGGCGUGAUAACAGAUGCCACUCUGUCUAGUUUUUUUCAGCAAGUAGUGGUAAGACACAGUUAGUCAAGGUUGACAGGAGGCAAGAUCAUUCACCAAAGUGACAGAGAGAGAACUCUCCUUCAGUCUAAAGAGAAAAAUCUGCCAUCUUUACACCUCGCUGCCUUUAAACGCAGAAGGAAGGGCAAACAGAAUCUUCGCAUUUCCUUUUAUCCUCCAGGAAAGGAAGAGAACAAGGUCAUUGGGCAACCCAAGGCCUGUGCCCCAGCUAGCCUUCCUGACCGUAACCUCCAACCUCAGGAAAGGGGCCUUCCCAAAACACAGAUCCCAAAGGAAACAAAAUGGCCAAGGAGUUCUCAGCCUCUCAGCCAAUGGCCCCUGCCUGUUUCCCUCAGUGCACAGCAUUAUGACCUGUGGUGUCUUUCAGGUUGAUACACUCUCCCAAGGUGCAGAUGCUGGCUCCAUGAGCCCAGCACCGAAGUGUUCCAAGUCAUAGGUCAGACUGUCAAGAUCAUUUCUUUAUCUGUAGGUUGACAUUUAGCUUAAAAAAAAAAUAGACCCAGAACUCAAGAGGAAACCAGUUGCAAAUAGAUUAGAUCAACAGUUCAUCUCUUCCCUAAGAAUGAUGGCAUCUAGUAAGACACCUUUGCAUGGUCUGGCAGCAUGAUUUUUGCUUGUGGGAAAAUGUAAUGUUUUAUCAAACACCUUGGACUUCUAAAUGGCUCCCUCUCCACACAGUAGUACUAAAAGGGAAAGUUUGAUUUAGAUGGGUAGUUUUAGAAGGCAAAAUUCUACUUUUGAAGACACUUAGAUAGUACAUGUAUUUGCUUACCAUUUGCAAGCUGAAAUUGUUUGGGAUGGGAUCCUGACUUUCACCUAGAACCAAUUUAUUUUGUGUAGUUCGUUAACACAUCUGGCACCUAGGUUUUCCAUUAAUGCCAUUACUGUUUUCCCUUUUUUGUAAAGUAGUUUCUGCUCUCAAGGUCCACAAUUCCAUGUGCUUUAGAAAGCUAACCUAUGAUUUCCUUUUGUGAGUUUAAUUUUCUUUAUAGCCAGUGUAAUGCCACAGGCAUCAGCUGCAAAGCUACUCCCAUGAUAGUGUAGUUCUUCUCCAACAAAUGUGUGUGCACCUAAAGUAUGUUCCAUUUUUCUGUCUACCUGUGGUAUGUGUGCAUUUACAAAAGGGGGAGGGGAUGCAAAUAUUCCUUUAGUUGCUUUGAAUAUUUAACCCAGCCAUUACAAGACAUAAAACCCCACCCAAAGGGAUGUCAAUAUUUUAUAUAUCUUGGUUCUCAAGUGUCAUUUCACAUUCUCCAUACAUGAAUUUGUUAUUGUGGGAUACAAGCCUGCGAUGAACAUGUAUAUAGAACAUUAGUAAUUCUCAUAAGGAUGGAAAUUAAGUGGCUGCAUGAUGGAAAUUUAGAAGAAGAAGGAAGGAAAAAAAGCAGAAACUUGAAUUGACUAAGCAUGUUUGGAGGAAAAUAGAAUCCUUAACUCAGUGCCUCUGUCUGCCAUGUGGAAACCUUCAACUUUGUUCACCAAAAUUGUAUUAUACCUGUGUAUAUAUAUAUAUAUAGUGUAGUGAGUCAGACUCCAUCCAUUUUAAGUCUCUGAUAGCCAAAUUAAAUAGUCUGUGGAAUAACACGUGUUCAUCACAUCUUCAUCUCUGAAGCCAGCGGAGAUAAUCCAGUGACGGUCAUUGUCAUCACUUUGGGUGGAUUUCAAAUACAAAAUACCCCUGUGCUUCUCAUUGGCUAAAGUGGAAGUGUUGCUGCUUUGGCUGUGCUUUCCUGGGAUGAGAAGACCUCAUUGUUUCUACUAUAUAAGCUUUGUCAGAAAUCAGCUCUGAAGAUCAUUUCGUUUUUCUUCUUUUGGGCUGUCAUAAGACCAAGCAAAGGAAAAGCAUGACAACGAAGGAAGCUGUGACAUUCUCCAGUUACCACAGUUAUAACUGAGACAAUAGUGGUUUCAUUGGUGAACUCUUCUGUUAAGGUUUUGCAUCUGUGUGCAGGCAGGGAAUGGUUUUAGUGUAUUUGGAGGUAUUUAUUAGCCAUGUUUUUGGUUGUGAAAAUAAAUAUCUAAAUAGCACAGUUGCAGAUGUAUAAUGCAGAUACUUAACAAACAAAACAAUACCCCCCUGAAAAGUAAUUAUGUGAUUUUCUUUGAAGACACUGUAAUAAACAGGACCUAAGAGAGUAUAUUCAUUUCUCUGUGAAUGUUUAGGGCUAAUGUAUUUAUGUGUAUUCUUAAAUUCUACUUUCCUUAGCAUCUCCUCAUGGCUCAGAGACAACAAGGAAAUAAGUCACUGGCUGGCUUAAGUCAACAGAAAUUUUGCUUUAGAGAUGGGCCAGAGUAUAGUUUACUCUGCAUAUAACGUAUAAUCAGAUAACCCAAUAGAAAGGAAUUGUCUAAAUAUUAUUGAUUCUUUUCUGGUCAUCUGAUUCAGUAGGCUAGGUGACAAUCUGCUGUCUGAGACAUUGUUCUUGAAAUUAAAAAAAAAAAAAUCUGCCCAGUGACUGCAAUUUGAUCAUAAAAUAAACUAGUUAAAAAUAAUUUAUUCUUGCUGAAACCGAAGUGAUACACAGUCAACCAGCAUUGGCAUGCUGAGGCAAAGCAUAUCAGAUUCUUCUGUGCUCUACCAUCAAGACAACCUGUUUGCAUUUAACAUAUGCGUUUAAGCUUUUUAGGAAUUGGUGCAAUAAGAGAAUGUGAACAUGUCAAGAACUUUUCAGAUACCAUUAUUACUAAAUGUAAUUUUGUUGUUAACAAAUGUUUAGGAUAAGUCUUUCAAUGUUUUUGCUUUAAAUUGAAAGCAUGUCUGUUCAAUUGCAAGUCUCCAUUUUUUAUAUAUCACCAAGAAGACAUUGCUUGAGUUCAUGUUAUACCUAUGCCAGUUUAUGUAGCUUCAAGUGUAAUUUUUAGUGUUUACAUUUCAAACUGGGAUCUUGGUUGGUUACAUUAGUCAGUAUACCACUGCCACUGCUGAAGGACCAAGUUUUGGAAUGCACGGUGUUACAGACUACAAAGCAGAGCAAACAAAAGUUGAUCCUAACAUAUGCCAUCCUUCUGUGUCAUUUUAUGGCUGUUUUGUGUUUUUUCCCAGGUAUUUAUUAUUGUUAAUUACUUACUUUUUCUUACAUUCUGUUGUAAAUAAAGUACAAAGCAAUCUUC